Messenger RNA from Aspergillus bombycis, 2976 nucleotides. Its product is annotated as exoribonuclease II. Gene Ontology annotation, molecular function: 3'-5'-RNA exonuclease activity; RNA binding. Gene Ontology annotation, cellular component: exosome (RNase complex); P-body. Gene Ontology annotation, biological process: mRNA catabolic process. Lineage: Eukaryota; Fungi; Ascomycota; Eurotiomycetes; Eurotiales; Aspergillaceae. Bases 1 to 2976 code for a protein of 991 amino acids. The record is from RefSeq and is a predicted model, not a curated record. The transcript is spliced from 3 exons.
AUGGGUCGAGCAGAUAUUAUAAGUCCCCCACAAGACCUCCUGAGGUCUUCUACUUCCAUCGAAGACAUCCGUCUUAAAUCCGAGUUCGAGGAGAAUAAAGAUAUCCGGGAAUAUCUGCGAAAAUGGCAGGAGAAUCAUCCGAAUCCUCUGGAUCCUGUCCGAGGGCCCGGGACAUCAAAUACAUUGGAUGCUUCGGCACCUUGGGUUGGAAACAUGCUAAACGACUAUCGGGAAGCGCAUGAUGCAGGUAGCGAUGCCCUGCGAGAGACAGACGAGGAUGUUACGGACUUUGAAAAUAUUGCCGAAGAAGGGGAAGGAAUGCAUGACUUUCUGGAGCCGGGAGAUCUAGUGGCACUGUCCUCUGCCGAAGGCAUCCUGAAUCUUGCCGUUUACGUUCGGUCUGUCUGCAAGCAGCAGCAAUUCUACACUGAUCGAGGAAAAUGGCGCAUUGCUUUUGCAAAGGAUCUUGAUUUCGUGAUAAAAGGGUUUGUCCCACGAGAACUGGUGGCCCCCUUGCUACCCCAUUUCCCCGACGCUCUCGCACAGCUCAGCUUGGAAAUGCAAUCAGCUAUCGAAGGAGGGGUACCGAGGCCGAUUGGUGCGCCUAUUUUGCGGAUGAUCAAUGAUUUCAACGAACAGGUUCAUCAGUUAUACCAAGCGAAUGCCUAUCGGCUGGACAAUAUACAUGAGAUCGUGGCGGACGAGGAAGAGAAACUAGAGUUAACACUCGAAAAUCUGACCUGUAAAGCGCUUGAUAUCACAAGUGACCAAGUCGACGAUAAGAUCUUGUUUGCCGUACAUCGGGCCAUUCGUCGAAAUUCCUUUCUCAUCGAGAAUGAUCGGAGCUCCAUCUUCACCGACCACUAUUUCGUUCAACCGAGGCGAGUCGCCAAUAUACUUGACACAAUCCUCACAUGGGUGCAUGAACACCAAGAGUAUCUCAUCCGUGCCGUCACAGGAAACGAGGUGCCUAAUCUGAAAGACCAUCCUAUCCAGCAAUUCAUCCAGAAAGCCCAGCGUCUUAUAAGGCUCAGUCGAAAAGUUAGGUCUCCAACAAUACUGGCUUCUGUCGGUCCAACAGCGCAGCGAUACCAGCCUGGACAAGAUGGGAAGCCUUUGGUUUACCGUGAGGUCUUGACAGAGACAUUUAGUUACACUGAUCGUAUGAUCAUCGAAUAUCUUCAGCUUUGGUGUAUUCCGCCCCGACGGAUGACAUCUGGAAUUCUUCGCUCGGCUGGGUCACACAUUAUGCGCGCCACAGGAAUGUAUAGUGCGCUGGACACGAAUGCAGGUACGGCUGCUCUAUUCUUGCAAGAGUUGGGAGUUGUGGCCCCAUGGGAGAAUUUGCGAUUACUGGAUCAAAAUUUGGCACUUCCAGGACAUGGUGUAUCCCCCCAGUCAGACAGAAUGUGGGAGGAUGUACAACGGGCCUGUGAGGAAUUAAAUUCCGAAGGCGUCACAGACAAAAUGGAGAGUAUGCGGACAGACUUUGGUGACCUACCGGUUUACUGUGUAGAUGACCCUGGUGCGCAGGAGAUUGAUGACGGUGUUUCUCUGGAGCGCAUACCGGGGCCAGAAGACACUUUCUGGAUCCGUGUCCAUGUCGCUAAUCCAUCUGCGUUUGUUAACCCUCAUGAAUUGAUCAUGGAAUAUGCGGCCUCUCGUGUUCAGACCGUUUAUGCUCCGGAGCGAACAUAUCCAAUGCUUCCUAACACGCUAACGCAAGAGCACUUCAGUUUGGCGCCUGGCCGUCCGACAUUGACAUUCAGUGCCAAGAUGAAUCUACAGGGCGAGAUAUUGGAUACUGAAAUUGUCAAUGGCAUAGCCAGAAACGUUAUCUACAUCACGCAUGAUAAACUACGCAGCGUAUUUGAGCCCGAGCCACAGGAGGUUCUGGAACCGUUGACGGUAGGAGGGGAGUACUCCAACGAGCACACUCGUAAUAAUCUACGAGAAAAGUUAUCUUCAGAGGAUGAAGAGACCUUCAACACUCUGAGAGAGUUGAUGCUCGCGUUCCGGGAACACCGACGAAGGAAUGGCGCAAUGGAGUGGCCAUCGUCGAUGGAUACUCCUGUUUCAGUCACUGCUGGCAACGCACCAUUGAAGCCAUACAACAUGCAAUUGACAGAAGGCCGGUAUAUACUCGGGGACCCUAUUAUUCAACUUCGUCCCCGAAACGUUGAUCCGCAUGAGGUGCCUGAUUUAACGAAACGCAAUCUUGUUUCCACCCUGAUGAAUUUAGCAUGCUACGUUUCCGGCAAGUGGUUGGCUGAACGCAACAUCCCCGCCGUGUUUGAUGGAACGUUCUACCAUCCUGAAUACCCGAAGUUGACCAACAGCAACAUGACGGACUAUGGAGGGAAGUCAUGGCUGCAGUUGGCGGCUCCAAAAGGCAUCUCUUCAUCCAGCCCCACUCACCAUGCGCCCCUGGGACUUGAUGUCUAUGUGAAGUCUACGAGUCCUUUGCGACGAUAUACCGAUGUCAUGGCUCAUUAUCAGAUCGAGGCUGCACUGCGCUUCGAGCGUGAGCAUGGUCGCCGGUUUGAUGCUACCACCGAUGAGUCCGUCCUCCCGUUCUCCAAGCUGGAUGUGGACAACUUCAUUUCGCGAUCUCGUUGGAAGCGUAGUCGUAUAAUGGAUAUCGACUCGGCGUCGAAACAAUUUUGGGCAUGUAUGCUCCUAUUUCGUGCGUUCUAUUUCGGCGAAUGCCGCCUACCCGAAACCUUCACUUGCCUGGUUCAUAGACCGUACAACGCGACUGCUCUGGUCGGAUCACAAUUCGCACAAGGAUAUUCAGGUGUCAUAACAUCCCUAGGAGUACGGUGUCAAAUUGUCACGCCUCCUGAAAUGUCUGAUGUGGAUAUCCUGAGCGUUGUGGAAGCUAAGAUUACUUCCGUGGAUCUAUCCCGCACGCUUGUCAUUAUGGAAGCUACACGCAUGGUUAAGAAAUUCGAGCGAGUAGGAGAAUGGCGGUGA